GCGGCUCCCCGGCCGUGUGGCUGUCCCCGGCGCUGUCCCCGAGCCCGCGGCGUGCAUGGCCGUGCGCGGGCGGCGAUGGCUGCGCGCUGAUGGCCCAGCUCGCCAUGGCUGCCCGGGAGGAGCUCUACAGCAAAGUCAUCCCCCGGCGGAGCCGCCAGCACCGCGCCGGGACCAUCAAACAUGGCUCGUCGCUGGAGAUCCUGCUCUCCAUGGGCUUCCCCAAAGCACGGGCACAAAAAGCGCUGGCAUCGACAGGUGGAAGGAGUGUUCAAGCAGCAUGCGACUGGCUCUUCUCCCACGUGGGUGACCCGUUCCUGGAUGACACCCUGCCCCGGGAGUACGUGCUGUACCUGCGCCCCACCGGGCCCCUGGCGCAGAAGCUCUCCGAGUUCUGGCAGCAGUCGAAGCAGAUCUGUGGCAAGAACAAAGCUCACAACAUCUUCCCCCACAUCACCCUCUGCCAGUUCUUCAUGUGUGAGGACAGCAAGGUGGACGCUCUCACGGAAGCCCUGCAGGCCACGGUGAUGCGCUGGAAAUGCAAAUUCCCUGCCCCGCUGCCCCUGGAGCUCUACACGUCCUCCAACUUCAUCGGGCUCUUCGUCAAGGAGGAAAGUGCUGAGGUGCUCAAGAAGUUUGCUGCAGACUUCGCUGCAGAGGCGGCUUCCAAAGCAGAUGUCCACGUGGAGCCCCACAAGAAGCAGCUCCACGUCACCCUGGCCUAUCACUUCCAGAGCAGCCACCUGCCCACGCUGGAGAAGCUGGCCCAGAGCAUCGAUGUCAAGCUGGGCUGUGACUGGGUGGCCGCGAUCUUCUCCCGCGACAUUCGCUUCGUCAACCACGAGACUCUGCAAGUGAUCUACCCCUACACCCCCCAGAACGACGACGAGCUGGAGCUGGUCCCAGGGGAUUUCAUUUUCAUGUCCCCAGUGGAGCAAACCAGCACGAGUGAGGGCUGGAUUUAUGGCAUUUCCCUGGCCACUGGCUGCUCGGGGCUGCUGCCCGAAAACUACAUCACCAAGGCGGAUGAAUGUGGCACCUGGGUGUUCCAUGGGUCCUACUCCAUUCUGAACACCACAUCUUGCCCAUCCCUCCAAGCCUUUGCUGAUGGAGCUCUGGAGAGAAGGCAGCAGGAGGACCAAGGGCCAGGGGAUGCUGGGCCCCUCACCAUCAUCUGCCAGAACGUGCAGCCCCUGAGGAUAAGCAGCCAGCCGGGCCCUCAGAAGCGCUGCCUGUUCGUCUGCAGGCACGGCGAGAGGAUGGAUGUGGUUUUUGGGAAGUACUGGCUGUCCCAGUGCUUCGAUGCCAAAGGCAGGUACAUGCGCAGUAACCUGAAUAUGCCUCACAAUUUACCUCAGAGGAGUGGUGGUUUCAGGGAUUACGAAAAAGAUGCUCCCAUCACCGUGCUGGGCUGCACCCAGGCCAGGCUCGUGGGUAAGUGCUGCUCAGCAAGCAUGCAGCAGGAGAACACGCUGAAGAUCCGCGUGGAGCCGGAAUUCUCACUGUUUCCAGGCAUGCAGCAGGAGAACACGCUGAAGAUCCGCGUGGAGCCGGGCCUGUUCGAGUGGACCAAGUGGGUGUCGGGGAGCUCGCUGCCCGCCUGGAUCCCGCCCGCGGACCUGGCCGCAGCCACGCUCAGCGUGGACACAACCUACAGACCUCAUAUUCCCGUCAGCAAGUUGGUGGUUUCUGAGUCUUACGACUCCUACAUCAGCAGAAGCUACCAAGUAACGAAGGAAAUCAUCAGUGAAUGUAAAGGCAAAGGAAACAACAUCCUGAUCGUGGCUCAUGCAUCCUCCCUGGAGGCCUGCACCUGCCAGCUCCAGGGGCUGUCACCCCAGAACUCCAAGGAUUUUGUACAGAUGGUCCGAAAGAUUCCCUACCUGGGCUUUUGCUCCUGUGAAGAACUGGGGGACACUGGUGUGUGGCAGCUCACAGACCCUCCCAUCCUCCCUCUCACCCAUGGACCAACUGGAGGCUUUAACUGGAGAGAAACCCUCCUGCAGGAGUAGGGAGCAGCCCAGCAAGGACAGCCCUUCCCAGCGCUGGAGAAUGGCUCUUCUUCUUCCUUGUGUUUUACUGCCAGCAGGAAAAACCCUCCUCAUCUGUCCUGUGGCUCCCUCCAAGCGUAUCUCACACAGCCACAGCCCUGCCAAAAUCCUCAUUUACAACAAAAUGGGCUGAUUUGAGGUGGGGGGGAAAUAUUAAAAUACAGCUCGAGGCUCUUGCACGGCUCGGGGUUGGUUUCCUCACCUUGAAGGAGCUCUGGUGACACUUUCACUGCCACUGCAGGGACAGGGAGCUCUGUGUGUGUCAGGCAGGAUGCUGGGGGUGUUUUCUCACUGCUGUUUUUGCAAGGUGUCUGCACCUUUUUCAGCACCUCGUGCUUGCUCCUCUCCCAGCCCCCAAAGCCUCAGCACCUUCCAGAAAAAAUAAAAGGGUUUUAUUUCCUUCCCCCAGGCUGGAAACGAGCCCAGCGUUGCCUCUGCAGGCUGCCCCAGGUUAUUCCUCCCUCUCCUCUGAGCAGAGAUGGGAGUGCUCAAAAUGUGCUGGAUGUUGUGCAGAGAUUGGUUGGUAUUCAGGAAAAUUCUGGAUCAGAGGAAAAUUCUGAGUUUCAUAUCUGUUACAGCAAUUCCAGCUUCCCUGAAGAGGAGAAAAAAACUGGGCUGAAAGGAACCCCAAAAGAGGAGAAACAAUUGGGAUGGAGGAAACCCCAAAAAAAGGAGAAAUAACUGGGGUGGAGGAAACCACAAAAAAAGGAGAAAUGAUUGGGAUGGAGGAAACCCCAAAACAAGGAGAAAUAAUUGGGAGGAGGAAACCCCAAAAAAAGGAGAAAUAAUUGGGAUGGAGGAAACCCCAAAACAAGGAGAAAUAAUUGGGAGGAGGAAACCCCAAAAAAAGGAGAAAUAAUUGGGAUGGAGGAAACCCCAAAACAAGGAGAAAUAAUUGGGAGGAGGAAACCCCAAAAAAAGGAGAAAUAAUUGGGAUGGAGGAAACCCCAAAACAAGGAGAAAUAAUUGGGAGGAGGAAACCCCAAAAAAAGGAGAAAUAAUUGGGAUGGAGGAAACCCCAAAACAAGGAGAAAUAAUUGGGAGGAGGAAACCCCAAAAAAAGGAGAAAUAAUUGGGAUGGAGGAAACCCCAAAACAAGGAGAAAUAAUUGGGAGGAGGAAACCCCAAAAAAAGGAAACCCCAAAAGAGAAACAACUGGGCUGGAGCAACCCCGGAGGGGCUGAGCUCCCCAGUUUGGAGCUGCCCAUCCUGUCCCUGCUCAGCCCAGCCUGGCCAACAUCCCAGCUAUUCCCACAAUCCACAGGACAAAUAUCCCAUUAUUCCUACUUUUAGGACUGUGUAACACCCCUUAGGCCACUCGUAAGUGCUUUAUCACAGCAGGGAUGGAACUGAAAAGUCAGGGAGAAAAUUUAGGACAGGGCAAGGGAAUAAAAAUAAAUCCUGUUCCUGUGUGGUUUUAUCGCUGUCAGGUUCAUUUUUAAUUGGCAGUUAAACUAUUUUUGGCUGUGUGCAGACAUUCCGAGGAGCAUUUCUGGCUUGUUUUCAUCCAUGCAAAAAAAAAAAAAAAAAAAAAAAAUUAAUUAAAUAUUUGACAAUCACACCAAAAAAAAAAAAGAAAGAAUUUGGUUGCUGAGGCGUCUGAAUUCUCCAGAUUUUUUGUUUCAUGCCAGCAAGGUGUAAAUUGGGGCAGGAAAUAUUGUUGUAUUCUUAUAUUUAUUGCUCAGAUCCUGCUGGAGAUGAGUGACAUUAAAAGGAGUUUUUCAGGAGCACGAAACAGAGAGGGAGCAAAAGCUGAAUGCACAAUUUGAGUGGUGUCAGCUGCUCUUUGAUAUAGUAAUAGAGAAAAAAAGUGUUCUGCUUGAGGAGGUAGAUGUUAAAAUACUCUUCUUUAAGAAAAUAUAUAUAUUUUUGGAUGUUUGGGAAAUAUUUUGACAAUUGUAGUCUUCGUCUCGAAUUAGGUGUCAAGAAUCACAGGGAGAAAAAAUCUUAUUUUCUUCAGCAUUUUGAGUUUUCUUGGGGGUUUUGUGUUAAGCAGUCUCGUGUUGAAAAGGCUUUUUGGGUGGGAAAAAAAGAGAAAAAAUGUUGUUCCUUUUAAAUUUAUAAUUGAGAGGUUAAGAAGACAAAAGAAUUGCUGCUUCACUUUCACCCCGUUAAUGUGGAUUUAAUGCUCAUUAAUGUGGAUUUAAUGCUCAUUAAUGUGGAUUUAAUGUCACUCCAGUGGUUUGUCCCAGAACAUUCAACUUGAGCUCGCCAAAAUCUUUUCCUUCACUGUGAGCUGCAUCAGAUCCCAAGUUUAUUCUAACAGCACUUCCCAGGUUUCUCCUUCUCUCCACAAUUAAGGGAAAAAAAAAGCUGCAAACCUGCCAAGAACAAACAGUUAAUUUUUAUCAUUUGCAAUGUAUGGCUUAGAAAAAAACAAGAAUUAAAUGGACAUUACACCCAGAUCAACAGAGCUUCGCUUGUUUAUGCAAAAUGAGGAUCCAGACCGUGAUAAUUUCAGUAAAAAUUGGUAUUUCCCUUUUCACUCCAGGCAGCAGUUUCAGACAGAAGCUGGCUGAGGCCAGGGGACUCUGCUGCUGGGAAAUUGCAGUGAAUUUGAGAGUUUUUAUCCCCAAACAAUGCCUUUGGUUUGUGGUUUGGUUUAAUUCCUGUCUAAAGAGGCACAGAGGAAAUUAUCAAGGUAGGAGGGAUGGGGGAGCAGAGUGCUGGGAUGGUGUCACUGAACAAAAAUGCAAUUAACAGUGGCUGUUAAUUAACAGGUUGGCUGCAAAGGCUCUAAAUCACUUCUUGCUGCUCCCCACUUCCUCAAAUUCAUCCCCCAGGGACUCUUCAUAACCCACAACAGAAAAUACUCAGCCAGUUCCUUCAUUAUUUCCCCUUAAAAUGUAUUUUCUGAACUUUCUCUCCAUGACAUCUCUUCAGACUUGAUGUUAUCAACAGCUCCUUUUUCUUUCGGUUUUCUUUUGUUUCAUUUUCAACCUGUUGUAUCAUUCUGUUUACUACGGAUUUUAUUUUUUAUUUAGUGUGAGCAGAUUGUAUUUAUUUGAGGAAAAAAACCAAAAUGUUUGCUGUUUAAAAAAAAACCCCAAUAAUUGUAUUGCCAAAAAAAAAGCUGUAAUUACCUGUGA
Messenger RNA from Pyrgilauda ruficollis (rufous-necked snowfinch), 5137 nucleotides. RefSeq names its product ubiquitin associated and SH3 domain containing B (gene UBASH3B). Lineage: Eukaryota; Metazoa; Chordata; Aves; Passeriformes; Passeridae. The coding region runs from base 90 to 2009 and encodes 639 amino acids. Gene Ontology annotation, biological process: negative regulation of bone resorption; regulation of osteoclast differentiation; peptidyl-tyrosine dephosphorylation. The record is from RefSeq and is a predicted model, not a curated record. The transcript has 14 exons. Gene Ontology annotation, molecular function: protein binding; protein tyrosine phosphatase activity. Gene Ontology annotation, cellular component: cytoplasm.